Molecule: messenger RNA, 1281 nt
Organism: Camelina sativa (false flax)
Lineage: Eukaryota; Viridiplantae; Streptophyta; Magnoliopsida; Brassicales; Brassicaceae
Source: RefSeq, a predicted model, not a curated record
AUGGGAGGAUGCACAAACUCAGACAGUGGUCCUUCAGAUCCAUCAGAUACUAUGGUUCCCUCAGUGAAUCCGGGUCAGGACCCAUAUUGCCAAUUAGAUAGAUCCUGGAAAGCAUCUGAUCCCAACUCAGGCGGAGUUGCCUGUCAGAGUUUCGAGACGGAUUGUGCAGAUCUAAUAGCAAUGACUCAAGCCCCUAAAGACUGGCAUGCCUUCUCUAAUCUUCUGGACAAUUUCCUCCUGCUAAGAGGCAUCUUUCCUCAUUUCUCUUUGCCCAAGAUCUCACGCUCAUCGAAUUUACGGGCGGAUUGUCUUGUUCGAUGGAAAGCUCUGAUCAAAGAUGUGAGAUUAGCGGAGACGCAUUCUCAUGCUACGGUAAUCAUGUUGAUUGGCUUUAGGGUUUAUCUAGCGAGUGUCAAUCUCCACGAAAGUUAUAGAAACAUGGUUUUGGUUACAGAUCAAUUUAGGCUAAAAGAUCCUUUUUCUAAAUCUUCAGAAGAAGUCAAAAUACGCGACAUCUUUCACUGUGACGGCUUAUUGCUAUGCACGACCAGAGACAUUAGACUGGUUGUUUGGAAUCCAUAUUCACGUGAAACCAGGUGGAUUCUGCAACCACGAAGCUCCUACAGGACAUCAGAUUACUUUGCUCUCGGUAAAACCUCAUGCAACAAGUACAAAAUCUUGAGGAUGCAACAAUUUGGUGAAGGUAUCCCAUACUUACUUAAGUCUGAAAUCUAUGACUUUACGUCUAGUUCGUGGAGGUUUGUUGGUAAGACUAGAGACUGCUUCAUACUACCGUGGAAGGGCCGUGUCAUGUCUGUAAAUGGAAAUACCUACUGGCUUGCUUAUAGUAAACACAAUGUGGAUUUCUUACAAAGUUUUGAUUAUUCAACAGAGAGUUUCAGAAGUGCGUCUCUUCCCGAGGAUCAUCAUUCUUAUCAAGUUUGCAGCUUAUCAGUGACAAGAGAAGAACAACAACUUUGUUUUUUAACUAAGGUCGAGCGGCGUAUAAAUGUGCGGAUUGCAACAAGGAUUGAGAGUAACGGCUCCGCGUCAUGGAUCAAGUUAGCCUGUAUCCACCAGCCUUUUUUCGUUUGUAAUGCGAUGGAUUUCUUGGUCGACAAGGAGAACCAAGUUGUUGUGUGUCGCGGUAAAAAUGGGGUCUCCAACAAGUUCUUACACAUUUUGGGAGAAAAUAAAUCCAUACAAGUGCAUCACCACGAUGACAAAUCUGAAUGCUCACUUCUUGUCAAUUAUGUUCCAUCUUUGGUUCAAAUCCAAUAA